Molecule: messenger RNA, 953 nt
Organism: Physella acuta
Lineage: Eukaryota; Metazoa; Mollusca; Gastropoda; Physidae
Product: acetylcholine receptor subunit beta-type acr-3-like
Biological process (GO): monoatomic ion transmembrane transport
Cellular component (GO): membrane
Molecular function (GO): monoatomic ion channel activity; transmembrane signaling receptor activity
Source: RefSeq, a predicted model, not a curated record
ACACUGUUGACAACUUCCUGUAAACUGGACCUGACGGACUACCCGUUUGAUUAUCAGAAUUGUACUGUCCAGAUUGUAGCUAUGACUCUCACGACAAAAGAAAUGACGUUUGUUGCCUCGACAAACAAGUCUCUCCUGGACUUUUUCACGACCAAUGGCGAGUGGGAGUACCUGGACUCUAGUCUUACGACAUCGUUUAUUAACACGGGGACAUGGAAUAUAUCCUCCAUUGAAAUAACGUUUAACAUGAAGAGGAGACCCACCUUUCUCCUGAUCAACAUUAUCCUCCCUGUCGUGUUUCUCUCUUUCCUCAAUCUGCUUGUCUUCGUCAUUCCUGUGGAGUCUGGAGAGAAAAUCGGUUAUGGCAUCACAGUGCUUCUGGCACUGUCUGUCUACAUGAGCAUCGUCAGUUCUCUACUGCCCAGCUCCUCACUGACCACACCAAAGCUGACCCUCUACCUCUUCAUCCUCCUCAUCAUCUCCAUGCUCACUGUUAUCGAUAGCAUCAUCAUCGUCUUUCUUCACAAUUUGGAGGAGAAAGAGGUCGUUCAUCUCAAGGCACAAGAACAUUUUCAAUCAGUUUUUAGCAAAGUCAAAAACCUUCAAAGGGCAGUUACUCCAGCAACAAAGAUGUCAAGGAACAUAAUCCAUGUCAUGCAACAAGGGAAACAAUCCUUGGCAAACGUCAAGGAAGCAACGUCAUUCAGCGAAGAGGCACCGCCAUAUUCUUCCACGGAGAAAUCAUCCAAUCAGGAUGAUAGUCGAGAAACACCUCGCAGGAACAAGUACAAGAUGAUAGGCAAACACAUAGACGCUAUCUCGUUCGUUGUGUUUUUUGUUAUCUGGAUCUCUGUGACUCUGGGCUUCUUGUUCGACAUCGCUGUCUAGAGUCACAAAAAUAUCAAAGUGGAAAUCUGUGUGACUCUUGGCGUCCGGCUAAAGAUUGUCCUGUA